AUGCCGCACCGCACGUCACGGGCCUUUACCUCGCAGCGAGACCCGUCGCAGCUACCGCCACGGCCGCGCUCUGCUGCCUCGCACGCACGACCGCGGGCUCACUACAUCGCUGCGGUCGACACUCUUGGCCUGCCGUCAGACAUGCCAUUUUCAGGCGAGCUCGCGCCGCACAGCGCCGGCGAGGACCUGGUUGUCAUCGAUGCACCCGAGUCGGCGCCGGGGCCUGUUGUCCUGCCCGAGGGCGUGCUGCAAACCCGUGCUGCCACCCUUUUCCCCGGCCUGCCAAGAUCGACCCGUGCCAGUGGAACAUCCGACGCCAACGUGCCGCAGGCCAUUCUUGACGCGGUCAAGUCCGCCAUUGUAUCGCGGAUGGCUGGAGCCGCUGCAGGCGCCGCGACUCCGCUCGAUCAGGCGGAAGCCGAUGCUGCGGUGGUGGAGCCGGCCGCGACAACUAGCGCCCCUUCGAUGGGCGAGUCCGUCGCGGCAAACGCACAGGUGACGGCUCUGGCCACGCUCGCGUCGUCGAUUCAGUCGCUGCACGCGUCUGUAGACGCUUCGCGGGCAUCGAUGGAGGCUGCGUCGCUGCAAAUGGCUGCCGCAGCAACGACAACGGCCGCCAAUGCAGCACAGGCACAAGCGCAAAGCGCCACGCCGGCAGCGGUUGAUGCUGCAGCCAUCCGGGCUAUCAUCUCGGAAGAGGUGGCUGCCGCCCAGGCGUCGCUUGCACGGAUGAUGGAUGAGGUCAAGGCCGAGGCCGCCGCCCUCCGCCAGGCGCAGGAAGAGGCACAGCGGACCGCGAGCCUGCGCGACGAGCUGCGGGAGCAUGUCCGAUCGGAAGUCCGCGAGAGUGUUCGUGAGGUGGAGACCACCCGCGAGUCGCAAGCCGCCAGCCAUCCGCCGUAUGUUAUGGUUUUGGACCCGGGUCAGCUCCCGUCGGGCUGGCCCGGGGCCCAGGCAGCCGCCAAGCACGAGGCUGCCGCCCAGACUGUGGCCCUCCCGGAUCUCGACGCGGAGCUCCAUAUCGUGGCCUCAGGGUCUCCGGCCAGCGGAGUUGUCGAGAGCUGCCCGUCGCUUCCAUCGCCACCAUCGCAGUCAUCGCAUUCAUUGUCGGUCCGGUCCCCGUUCCAGCCCGGCGAUCCACUCACACCGUCGGGCUCGAUGCUCUCGUCGUCGUCGAUUGCGGCGUCGUUUGGCGAGGUCUGGCUCGACGCGCACUCGCUCCUCUCGGAAGGCGAGGCGGCGCCGAUUCACUUGCCGUCACCGAGUGACUAUGCUGCAAUUGGAUGGCCGCUUCCGGCCGAAGUCUCAUUUGGCGAGCUAAUGGUUACCCCGCAGUCGGCAUCACGCCGCGUGCGCUCGCCCGAAGAGCUGGCUGUCUCGCCGGGCGAGAUUGUCGACGGCCCGCGGCUGUAUGCAGGCCUUCAUCGCGAAGACUCGCCGCUGCGGCUCCGCCGGCCCAAUGCGCUUGAGCCCAACGACGCAGACCUACCAGGCGAUGCGCCCGACUCGCCGUUCCGCCCGCGGCAGAGCGGCGGUGCCACGCCUGACACUGCGGCCCGGCUCUUCGCAGACGUACCGGCCAGUCCAACGCCCGCGCCGUGUGCCUGGCAGGCCGACAACGAGAGCGACACCGGUCCUGAUAGCAGCGGCACCGACGACACCAGCUCUGGCGGCAACAGCCAGUUUGAGAGCUCGUACUCAACCGAUCAUUGAGUUCGGACGCGCACCACUUGCACUUCUAAACUGGUAGAGAC
Molecule: messenger RNA, 1754 nt
Organism: Thecamonas trahens ATCC 50062
Lineage: Eukaryota; Apusomonadida; Apusomonadidae
Exons: 2
Coding region: 1-1713 (570 amino acids)
Source: RefSeq, a predicted model, not a curated record